AUGGCCGCUACUCUCAGCACGCACAAUGCCCUCAUCACGCCCCCGCCAGCCCUACUCUCCUCCAGCACAGUCCUCGACCGCCGACGGCAGUUGACAAUAGACGAAGCGCUCUGUGGAUGGAUAUGGGGGAUACAGGAGUAUUCGCACACUUGCCCCGGCUACGCGACCUGUUUCUUCAAUUCGCAGCGCUCGCUGCAGGUGUGUGCGUCGGACGCCGUCGACGUGGCCUACACGACGGCUUGCGUCGAGUCGACGAACCUCUCUCUAUGCGGCACGUCCUGCUGGGACGACAGAAGCACGUUGAAAUGCAGCAGCGCGUCGUAUCCCCGCUGCAUCACCAUGUCGUGGAGUUUCGGCGGCAACCCGUACUUCAACCUUGCGUGCGGAAAGACUGGCGCCUCCAACAUAUACGGCGUCGAGUUGACGUACACGGGCUUCACGAUGCCGAUCCAUCUCCCCUUCAUGGUCGACAACUACGGCGCCGUGACAGAAAACACCAUCUUCCCGAGUCCCACAGCAGCACCGCCGGAGUUCACAGAAACCGGGUGGGCAGAUCCAGGCGGCACCGUCUCGUCCACAGACGCCCGGCCAACAACCACGGCAGCGAACCCGGCAGACCAGGGAUCCUCGCCGUCAGACUUGGGAUUCAGGGAAAUCAUUGCCAUAGUCGUUCCGAUAUGCACGCUCGUGUUCGGGGCGCUGGGGUUGUGCUUUAAAUACAGCGCGUGGAAGAGGGAUCGGAGAGAUAGGUUCUCGUAUUGA
Ilyonectria robusta is the source of this 762-nucleotide messenger RNA. RefSeq lists its product as uncharacterized. NCBI's taxonomy places the organism in Eukaryota, Fungi, Ascomycota, Sordariomycetes, Hypocreales, Nectriaceae. The transcript has 3 exons. Bases 1 to 762 code for a protein of 253 amino acids. The record is from RefSeq and is a predicted model, not a curated record.